AUGGACGAGAAGUUUGUAGAGAGGUUCGGUGUAGGAGGAUUGGGUGAGGAGGAGAUGUCGGCAGAGGGAACGGAGCCGCAGAAGGUCUCGCGCAAUCUCCACGCCUUCAUCUUCAUCCGUAUGCAGGCCCUGCAUCGAGCCCAUGGCGGCCCAAGAUUGUGCGAGUACUCUCGUAACUUCACCUUGCUUUACGACAACAUUGGAAAUUCCAUCUCUCUUCUCAUGGGCAAGAUUAUCGGCCCGCCGCCACCGACCCCGACUUUUCUCAUCAGCCUCGUGGAUCAGAGACAUGGCGAAUUCCCCUUUGCUAGAAGAAAGUAG
Messenger RNA from Parascedosporium putredinis, 321 nucleotides. The record is from the annotation of a GenBank genome assembly. NCBI's taxonomy places the organism in Eukaryota, Fungi, Ascomycota, Sordariomycetes, Microascales, Microascaceae.